This is a messenger RNA of Cuscuta europaea, 1931 nucleotides long. Lineage: Eukaryota; Viridiplantae; Streptophyta; Magnoliopsida; Solanales; Convolvulaceae. The record is from the annotation of a GenBank genome assembly.
CUGGGAUGUCUGGUUAGUUGGGUCGGGUGUCCCUUAGUUGGGCCGGGUACGUACACGGGAUGUACCAUAUAGGCACUGACCUCGACGUCUUUUAUUGAUAAACCCUAGUCUCAGUGAGAGAUUGGCGAAGGAAAUCCAAGGCGUCGACAAUGGCAACUUCAUACGCCUACGAAGAUGGCGCGUACUCGGCCAAACAGCAGCAUCCAGAUUCUGCACUCGACGCGUACGACCCAAGCUUCGUCCCUGACCCGGUGAAGUCGUUCGUGGGGCAUCUAUACAGGCAUAUUAGGGAUAAGAAUGUCUACGAGAUCCACCAGAUGUGCGAGACCUCUUUCCAGAGCCUCAGUGAGCGCAUGUUCAAGGACACUCCAUGGCCCUCUGUCGAUGCCAUCGCGCCUUUCGUCGAUAACGACCACGUCUUCUGCUUGCUUUAUCGAGAAAUGUGGUUUCGCCACCUCUAUGCUCGACUUUCCCCGACUCUGAAGCAGCGCAUCGAUUCAUGGGACAAUUACUGCUCCUUAUUCCAGGUUGUGCUACAUGGGGUUGUAAACAUGCAAUUGCCAAACCAGUGGUUGUGGGAUAUGAUAGACGAAUUUGUUUACCAAUUUCAGUCAUUCUGCCAAUAUCGUGCCAAGAUGAAGAACAAAACUGAACAGGAAAUUGCCUUGUUAAAGCAGUAUGAUCAGGCUUGGAAUGUGUAUGGUGUUCUAAACUAUCUGCAAGCACUUGUCGAGAAAUCAACGAUUAUCCAAAUAUUGGAAAGGGAAAAGGAAGGCCUUGAAGAAUUUACGUCUACAGAUGGAUAUGAUUACAAUGGUGGAAGUAACGUCUUGAAGGUUUUGGGGUAUUUCAGUAUGAUUGGGUUGCUUAGAGUUCAUUGCUUGUUGGGUGAUUAUCAUACUGGCCUCAAGUGCUUACGGCCUAUUGACAUAACUCAAGAAGGUGUAUACACCAAUGUCAUUGGAAGCCACAUUGCUACAAUAUACCAUUAUGGAUUUGCAAAUCUUAUGUUGAGGAGGUAUGUAGACGCAGUUCAAAAGUUUAACAAGAUCCUUUUAUAUAUAUACAAAACUAAGCAGCAUCACCAGAAAUCUUCUCAGUAUGAGCAGAUAUUAAAGAAGAAUGAACAGAUGUAUGCAUUGCUUGCUAUCAGUUUGUGUCUUUGCCCUCAAGUGAAACUUGUGGAGGAGACUGUGAACUCUCAAUUAAGGGAGAAAUAUGGUGACAAGAUGAUGAAAAUGCAAAGAUAUGAUGAUGAGGCAUUUACUCUCUAUGAUGAACUCUUCUCAUAUGCAUGCCCUAAGUUCAUUACUCCUUCCGCCCCAAGUUAUGAAGAGCCCCUUGUAAAUUACAACCAGGAUGCUUAUAGGAUGCAAUUGAAGUUAUUUCUGUAUGAAGUGAAGCAGCAGCAGUUAUUGUCAGGUGUUAGGACCUACCUGAAAGUAUAUUCAACUAUUUCUCUAGGAAAACUUGCAAAUUACAUGCAAGUUGAUAAUGCUACUUUGAGGUCGGUUCUGUUGACAUACAAACACAAGACACACUCUGUUGAUUCCGAAGGAAAGACAUUUUCCAAUGCUGAUAUAGAUUUCUUCAUCGAGGACGAAAUGAUUCAUGUUGUAGAAUCAAAACCAUCAAAGCGAUAUGGAGAUUACUUUUUGCGUCAGAUAGUUAAGCUUGAAAGCAUGAUGACGGACAUUGAUCGGAUAAAGUUGGAGUAACAUACUGCUCGUCUAAGCUUUUGGGUGUUUUCGAUCUCUUAUUUGGGAGUGAACCAAGUGUGGUUCCUCCUCCUGUAGGUCCCAAAUCACUCCAUAUUGUCUAGUUGUAUUAUUUCUUUUUUAAAAUGAAAAAACUGGAUUUUGUACUUGCCGAUAUCAGCCUUUGUUGCUUACUAGAAUAUGAUUUCAGAUUCUUUUGGAAGUUUUGUUCUA